GUCACGACACUGUUACGCCUGGGAGAAGCCACGAGCUCCUGAGCUACCCAAGCGAAUGGAGCGGAAAGCGGUGGAUGCUAACAGCAGUGAAGGGAAGACAAGAAUUUGACUAAACUUUUCCUUUCUUCUGAAGGGCCCCCUUCCAGGCGGGUGGGAAGCCACAGAAGACCAGAGCCUGGAGAAAGCACUGCUUCAGGUGGAAGAGGAGCAGCAAAGGUGUGAGACUCUGGCAGAAGUGAACACUCUCCUGCGGGAACACCUCGAUGAAGCGAAUGAGGUUAAUUCAGCCCUUAAAGAAGAUGUUGGAAAACUGACGGCGGAUUGGAUGAGGGCCCGGGAGGAGCUGGAAUUGAAGGAGAGCGAGUGGCGCAGCGAACGUGAGCUUUAUGACAGCUACCUAAGGGGUGAACGCAGCCGUCUACUCAGCCUGUGGCGUCAGGUGGUAACCUUCCGCUGUCAUUUCCUGGAAAUGAAGACUGCCACUGACCGAGAUCUGUCAGAGCUGAAGGCAGAGCAAAUGAGGCUUUCUGGAUCUAUACUUGUAAACUGCUCCCGCCUAAACUGUGGCGUACGGCCCUGGGAAUCCGUUACGCUGGGUAGACCUGUCCUCAAGGAUCAGGCACAGCAGCAAGCAGAACAGGAAAUAAGCCAGAAGACUUGGGCAGUGAUGCACUUACAAGUCGAGGGGGACCCGGAGAAGAAGGAGCUUCAGGACAGACUGAAGGACUUAGCUGCACUUGAAGGAGAACAUUCAUCAUUACAGAGCGAGUUGGUAGUCGCAAGAGAGAUGCUGGAGGAAUCGCACCUUCAGAGGGAUCUGCUGAAGCAGGAGAAACACGAGCUUACCGUGGCACUGGAAAAGGCAGAGCAGUCAGUAGCAGAGUUGACAGGGGCUCAGAAUAAGCUGAGUGCUGAAAUAGCCGACCUACACGUUGCAGCAGCGAACAUGAGCAGUAUCAAUGAAGCUCUUGCGCUGGACAAAGUGCAGCUGAACAAACUUGUGUUGCAGCUGGAGCAAGAGCAUGACGUUCUGUCAGGUAAAGUGGACGAGAUGGAGAGAGCAAAGAUCUCUGACCAGGAGAGGCUGAACUUGUGUGAAAGAACAAACGAGGCGCUGAGCGCAGAGAAAGCCCACCUGGAGCAGCUGCUGAAGAAAGCAGAGGAGCAACAGGAGGGGCUGCAGGUAGAGCUGAGGAUGCUGGCAGAGGAGAAGGCAGAAACCCAAGAGAAACUCAAUCAGGUUCACCGCCAGCAAGAGUCAGCUAGCAGCGGUCUGGAGCAGUUGCGGCAGGAGUCCUCUCACCAAGGGCAGGCACUGGCCAACGUAUCCAAAGAGAAGGAAUUGCUGGUGCACGAGAAGGCUGCCCUAGAGGUGCGACUGGCAGCCACGGAGCGGGACAGACGAGGCCUUGCAGAGCAGCUGGCAGAGGCCAGGUCCGGGAGGGAGACCCUGGAAUCCAGCCUGUUUGAGGCUCAGCAGCGCUUACGUCAGCUGGAGAUCGCCAGGAGUCAGCUUGAAAUCCAACUUCACACAGUCAGGCAGGCCAAGGAGGUGAUACAAGGGGAAGUGAAGUGCCUUCAACGUGAGCUGGAAGCAGAGAGAUCUCUCAUGAAGCAGGAACGGGAAAACAUGGCGCAGCAGCUCUUGCGGAGAGAAGAGCAGUAUAACGAUACCCUCAGACUUCGGGAAACUGAUCACGAAGUGGAAAUAAACAAGCUCCUGCAAGAGCUGGCAAGCGAGCGGGAAGGGCACCAUUCAGAACUGCAAGAGAUGCUGCAGAAAUGGGAAAAGGAGAAGGCAGAGACAGAAGGGGAGCACGAGAAGAAGCUGUUUGAUAUGAAUCAGAAAGUUGCCACCAUGCAAGCUGAACAAGAGGAGGAACGGACGAGAGUGGAAAAUGCCAAGCAAGAGCAGGAACGGGACAGACUGCGAGCAGUUAAAGAAGAACUGGUACGGGAGAUAAAACUUCUUCAGGAAUCAGUCACAGCCUCCGACACCCGAGCAAAUGCAGCAACAGAUAGGAAUCGCUGCCUUGAACAAGAACUUCAAACUACAUUGUCUAUGUUAAAAAUCAAAAAUGAGGAAGUGGAAACGCAGCGGGAGAAAAUCCAGACGCUCCAAGAAGAGGCAGCACAGGGAAAAGCUUUGCAGGAGAGUCUCACUCAAAUGACUGCCAUCCUGUCAGAGAGGGAGGGAGAAAUGAAGUUGUACCAGGAACAGAUGAGAAUGCUGGAAAAGGAGAAAGAAAUGCAUGAAACUACUCUCAGUGAGGUUAUCAAGGACAUAACAGAGAAAAAACAGAAGGUUGAAUCCCAGCAAGAACAGAUACAGGAGCUGGAGAAGCAGCAAGAAAUGCUGAGGACUGCUGUCAGCAAGAUGAGCAAAGAGCUGGAGGAGAGAGACCGGGAGAUCCAAUUCCAGGAAGGGAAAAUAAUGAUUCUAGAACGACAAGGUGCAUCACAGGUGAGAAAUCUGCAGGUGGAUCUUGAUCAUAUGAAAGGAAACUUGAAGGAGAAGAACUUGGAGCUUCUGUCUCUGACUCAGCAGAUCCAAGCACUGGGGGAGAGAGAACAGGUGAAAUCUCUGCACGCGAGCCUUGGAGACCUGAGGGCAGUUCUUAAGGACAGAGAGAGCGAGUGUGAUUCUCAAAGGGAUCAGUUAAGACUCUUGCAGCAGUACAAGGAACAGCAAGAGGGCUACCUGCAAGAGCUUCGUGGUACACUAGAAAAGAUGACCCUUUCUUUAUCGGAAAAGGAUCAAGAGCUUGAGUCACAACAAAAGCAAAUCCGGGAAGCUGAAGAAGUCAUGGAAAUGCAGUUAAGGACUGUCCGUGACCAACUGGAGCAGACCUUAGGAACCUUAAAAGAAAAGGACAGACUCCUAGACAUCCAAAAGCAACAAGGAAGGAGCUAUGCGGAAAAAACAGAAGAACAGAUGAAUGUCUUACACAGAGACUUAGAAUACACUACAGCAAUACUGAAAGAAAAGGAUUUAAUGAUUGAAUCUCAGAAGGAACUGAUUGAGACCUUCCAAAAACAAGAGCAAGACUCUGAACAGCAGAAGGAAAUUCUGCAGCAGCUUCAGGUGGCACUAAAGGAAAAAGAACAAGAAAUUUUAUCCCUUAGAAAGCAAUGUGAGGCGUGGAAGGAAAAGGAGGAAAAGCGUGAAGCUGAGCAAACAAAUCUCCAAGCAACAAAACUGACUCUGAAAGCAAGAGAGGAAAAGAUAGAGGUUCUGGAGGAGGCUAUCUCUAAGCUUCAACAGCAAAAGGAGGCGGCAGCGAUGCAGACCAAAGCUAUAUUGCAAAAACUAGAAUACGCUGAAUCUUCUCUAGAAGCGAGAGGUCAAGAGAUAGUGUCUUUGCAAGAGCACGUCCAGGAGCUUCGAGAGCAGAAGGAGUUAGAAGGCAAGCAGGCCAAGAGUCUAGAGCAGGAUCUAGACAAAAUGAGCCAAAUCUUGAAGGAGAACCAUUUGGAGUUCCUCAGGCAGACAGAGCAAAUGAACGUGUUCCGGCUUCGUGAAGAAAGCACAAAAGUAGCACUAACAUCAUGCCAGCAGCAAGUGGAUCUGCUUGAGCAAGCGGUGAGGAAGAGAGAGGAAGACAAUGAAACUCUCGUGCAAAAACUCCAGCGGCAAGAAGAAGAACUGAAGACCUUGCAGAAUCUCCAGCUUAGGCUAACCAAGAAGAAUGAAGAGGUUAGGCAUCGCAGGGAGCAAGAGAAGCUCCUGGAAGAAGCCUUGCAUGAGAAGGAGCAAGAGACCAAGGCUGAAGGUGAACUAAAAGAGUUAGAAGAGGAAGUAAGAGCUCUUCGGGAAGAUCUCCAGCAUGUUCAGCCGACUCUGACAAAGAAGGAUGAAGAGAUCAAGAACCACAGAGACAGAGUCGGGUACUUAGAGAAGACUCUGACAGAGAGAGAACAAGAGCUUAGGAGGCAGAGUGAACUCUUGAAGCAAUUAACAUCAGCUUUGCGAUGGAAGGAUGGCGGGGAGACCCUACAGAAACAAAUCCAGAAACUCCAGAAAUGGGAGGAAGAGGAAGCAGAGAAGAGGCGAGUUCUCCAGGAGAGAGACCGUUCCUUGCAAAGACAGAAGGAGCUAACCCAACAACUGGCGCAUGAGCGGAAAGCCAAGGGGGAAGAAUUGGAGCGCACGAUUGCUAUUUUGAAGCAGACCGAGAGCAGAGAAGUCAAAUGGAGAGAGAAGGCACAAGCACUGACUCUUGCCCUUACCAAGAGUGAAAUGGCCAAUGGGACUCUGAGGGAAGAAAUAGCCAUCCUGCAGAGUAUGGUUUCGGAGAGGGACACGGACCGGUUUCAUCAUCAGCAGGCUAUUGCAGAAGGGGAGCAGCUAUCAUGGCUCUCGGAGAAGAGACUCCUGUCACAGCAGCUGGAAUGUCUGCAGCGAGCAGUUGCAAGGCUGGAACUGGAGAAGGAGCUGAAGCAACUCAAUGCUGAGCUCAGGAGGACUCUCGAGCAGGUGGAACGUGAACGGAGGAGACUGAAGAGAUAUCACAGUGGUCGGUCGCUGCCAGAUGCGUGCGGAUUUUUGCUCUCUGACCAGCACAAGAUGGCUGCUUCUAGACAGGAGGAGUCUCACGCUCGCUGCAGUCGUCGAUUAGCUGAGUUGCAGAACCAGGUGUCCCUUCUGCAGACGCAGCUGGCACAAGAACGAAAAUACAAGCAGGACUAUAUCGAGUGCUGUGCCAAGACCAGCCAGGAGCUGUCAGACCUUCACCAAGAGCUGUCUCGCUCCUUAGCAGCUGUGGUCAGGGAGCCCAAAGCUGCUGUUCUGGAAGCAGAGACUCGGAAGCUGGGUCAGCCUCUCUGAACCUUCUUUUCCCGUAGAGGAGCAGCUGCAGCAUCACGGCGUUCCGGUCUUGUGCCCUUCCUGGAAAUGUAUUAUGUUUUGCUGUGGGAAAUGGGGGUACAUUUGUUCUGUUUGCGUUCGGAAGCAUUUCCUAGCGACAGCGAUUUUUAAAAUUUUUUUUUAAUAAAAGAGAUUUUGCAGGACUGCA
Messenger RNA from Aquila chrysaetos chrysaetos, 5015 nucleotides. Its product is annotated as centrosome-associated protein CEP250-like. Lineage: Eukaryota; Metazoa; Chordata; Aves; Accipitriformes; Accipitridae. The record is from RefSeq and is a predicted model, not a curated record. Gene Ontology annotation, biological process: cilium assembly.